Penicillium coprophilum is the source of this 330-nucleotide messenger RNA. RefSeq lists its product as uncharacterized. The record is from RefSeq and is a predicted model, not a curated record. The transcript has 2 exons. NCBI's taxonomy places the organism in Eukaryota, Fungi, Ascomycota, Eurotiomycetes, Eurotiales, Aspergillaceae. The coding region runs from base 1 to 330 and encodes 109 amino acids.
AUGACUGAUGCUACAUUUCACACCACCAUUCAGGACCUCCGCAGGGCCGAGUCCAAGCUUUCCUUGCUACAUGGUGGCAACACCCCAGCAGACUCAAAUGUAUCGAGAAUGAAGUCGAUCAUCGAUCAAAACACCAACAAGCCCGCACAAAUUGACAAGAUCAAGGCCAAUUUACCUCUACCUGAUCAACCUCCAGUUGCCAGCGACUGGAAUUCUCUCGACCAGCGUAUCACCGGUGUUGGCUCUGGACGUGUCGAAUACCCUCCUGACAACAGUGGGUUGCGUGGUGCUCCGGCUGCGGGCAGUAGUGCUGAAGAACUUGGACUGUAG